Daphnia pulex (common water flea) is the source of this 1023-nucleotide messenger RNA. It is a transcript of the gene viaf, whose product is annotated as phosducin-like protein 3. The record is from RefSeq and is a predicted model, not a curated record. NCBI's taxonomy places the organism in Eukaryota, Metazoa, Arthropoda, Branchiopoda, Diplostraca, Daphniidae. The transcript is spliced from 5 exons. Gene Ontology annotation, cellular component: cytoplasm. Gene Ontology annotation, biological process: protein folding.
AUGUAGGACCCCAUGGAAGACACUCAAUGGAACGAUGUUUUACGUCAAAAAGGCAUUAUACCUCCCAAGCCUAAAGAAGCUGAAGUGACUGAGGAACAAAUUGAAGAUAUGCUUGAAAGUGUUGUUAAGAAUUAUACCUCAAAUGAAAAAAGACCAGAAGAAUUAGAACUUGAUGAUUUAGAUGAUCUCGAAGAUGAAUUAGAUGAGAAAGUUUUCUUGGAAUAUCGUCAGAAGAGAAUGGCUGAAAUGAAAUCAUUAUUACAGGCUUCUAAAUUUGGAGAGGUUUUAGAGAUUACUGGUAAAGACUACAUUCAAGAAGUAAACAAAGCAGGUGAAGGAAUAUGGGUCAUAUUACACCUUUACAAACAAGGAAUCCCCUUGUCUUCCCUAAUGAAUGAUUAUAUUCGUAAUUUGGCCCACAAAUUUCCAACAGUGAAAUUUGUAAAAAGCUUGGCAGGAUUGUGUAUACCCAACUACCCUGAUCAAAAUUUACCAACUAUAUUUGUUUACCUUAAUGGAGAGCUGAAACGCCAGUUCAUUGGAACAAGUUCUUUUAAUACUGGACUUAAACAGGAUGAACUAGAAUGGAUACUUUCAGAAACUGGUGCUUUCAAGACAGAGCUUGAAAAUGAUCCUCGACCAAAAAUUCGUGAUGCUCUAUUCUCACAGCUAAAUUGUGGCAAUAGUCGAGCACAGGAAAGAAAUAAUGACUCUGACAGUGAUUAUUGAUUGUAUGUUGGCGUAAGGAAGACCGACUACAAUAACACAGCGAGCCAAAUCGUCGCUGAAGUUGAUUCCUUCACUCAACUUUCCGCCUAUUGUUUUUUAUCAGUUAAUUAAAUGUUUUUAUGCUGAAAUAGAACAACAAUUGUGCCUUGUACACGAAUAAAGCUUACCAACAACACAGAGCAACAUAGCUCCAUUCUUCCCACCUGCGUUUGUUGGAUUAGCAAACUGUUUUAUACAUCGAGAGUAUUCGUCUAAUACACGAUCAACUUCUUUGGCUUCUUUAGGCUCCCGAAA